Messenger RNA from Opisthorchis viverrini, 2277 nucleotides. RefSeq lists its product as hypothetical. The record is from RefSeq and is a predicted model, not a curated record. The annotation marks the transcript as partial. The transcript has 5 exons. NCBI's taxonomy places the organism in Eukaryota, Metazoa, Platyhelminthes, Trematoda, Opisthorchiida, Opisthorchiidae.
CAACAAUGUGAGUCAGCGACUGCCUACCAAGAACAUUCUUCUACUGUUGGAGGGACGUUCAGAAAUUCAGAAAUUCAGGUUUCGGACUCAGAUUACCUUCCACCAAAUGGCUUACUGCACCAAAUCCACAGUCAUCAAGGCAAAAGAACCAAAGUGAAACCGAUUAUUCAUUGUCUUGUGGACACCAGUACUUCUUGCCUUGAAAGUACCACUAGCUCAAUGUUACCUCCAUCCCACCUAUUUUCUUCUCAAAAGGAGACCAAAGAAGUUUUUGUAGACAGAAUGAAAGUCGGAACGGUUCUUCAGAGAGACAACAGCAGAAGCCUAAAAGCUGCCCCCUAUCCAGGGGUGCUUCAUAAAUUGUCGCGAAAAUUCAAACGGUCAAACAUGCGUCGCUAUACGCUUGCAAAUAAAGGCCAUAAAUUAGUCAAACGAUUAUGCCUAUCAUCACCCUUACGGGACCGAGAGCGCAGAGUCAAACGAUGCAGAAUUAAGUUCACAACCAAGCCAAAGAUACAAUCCUGGAAACGCAGCGCACGUAUUUUGCUAAACGACAGAAUCAAUGAGAACGGGCUGGACGAAUACAGCACGCUGUUUAUGACCACAGGCUUUCCGGUCAGUGACACAUUCGGUGUAUCAGUACAACGCGUUUUCCUCUUCCCCCCGCGAAAAACCUAUAAAGAGAUCGCGCGGCAUUCUAUAACCCACAUGUGUUUGCUUGAAAAUGUGGUUGAAAGUAAAUAUUCUUGUGACAGAUCGAUAAACACCAUCACCACUGCGCACACCUCGCCUACUGAUGAUGUUUCUAGCCCAAGUACAAUAAAUUCUCACGAGCGUGGCAUUAUUCAAUCAGAAGACGGAGACGCAACCGUUUCUUUCGGUAAUGGUGAGCUAGACAUAACCACAUGUUCUACACACUUCAACGAUAGUCUGGACGGAUCCGAUAACAGCUCUGAUUCGUCACUAUGGCGCAAUCUGGACGAUUCCGGUUUUCCUUCUUUUAUCGACCAAAGAGGAUUUGACAUCAGAAGUUUUCACACGGAUAUGGUCAACGCGGUUUUACAGAAGCGGAGGUACUCAAACUGGAUGGCUGCAUUCUUUAGCGAUGAUAAAUCACUUGAUGUAAUCCCCGAGUGCACGAAGAUUCGAGGCGCAAAGGCGAUCUUACAGAUCAUGAACCUGAAAGAACCAAAACGCCGUGCCGAUGGGUUCGGCUGGAGCGAGCAGCAUUGCAAAGUACGCAAUAGCAGAGCUUGCACACAUCAAACUGGCUGCAGACCAGUUAGACGAUCAAAGCGGAAAGGAGUCAAACCUGAGGUGUCAGCUGACUGCACACACGAACGCACUACAGGAACGCCAACUCAAUCCGCCAUCAGAUCAGAGGACGUGAACAACACAUACGUACUACCAGCUUGGUGCGCCACAGUUCCUUCCAGUGUUGAAAGGAUCAAGGAUGAUAGUCUGAAGACAAGCUUACAUUUGAAUUCGGGCAAAGUAUCCGCGACUUCCGGAAAUAAUGGUUUCAGCUUCCUACCAGACAGUAUUCAGAGGGAUUCGUAUCCUUCCUCUAAUUAUUCAUGCUCUUCCCAGCAACGUUCAUCCAAAAACGUUCCAGGUGUCCGUCUAGGAUCUUCCCAAAGCUGCUCGAAUGAGGUGCCACAAAAAAUUGUAUCUCCAAAGCCGACUCUUAUCACUCCGAUCUCUGAGAAAGAUUUAGUAGAUAGCUGCCUUUCAUCGACUUCUCCAGAUUUGCAUUAUUUACACAAGCUGGCUCAAAAUAGGUCACCAUCCGCUGAAGAACUUUCGAAAGGCCUGUCCGAGUUGAAAGCUUUACAGCAGAGACGGAUAAAAGGGACUGACCUCUCUAUGUCAUCACGCCUUGUCAUACAAGAACUGAUAACCCAACUUGAAAGUUCACUCCUCGAUUCAGACUGCUCAAAAUCAGUGCGUUUUACGGCCAACAGUCGAGCACGCCUAAAGCAACUUCUCGAAACUAUCACUACUAACCAGAUUUUCACAGUAUAUGGAAACAAUCAAAAAGUAAAUGACGGGAAUGAAGAGGAAGAGAAGCACGAUGAUGGACCUUGUCAGACGCACACAGAUAAGGCGAAUCAACUAGUUUCGUCAGCUGUUGAUGCCAUUCUGUGUGCAGUGGGAAAUGCGUGUUUAACGCAUCCUGAAUAUAUGGCUCUGCGGCAACACCUACUAAAACUGCUUGAAAAAAAUCAGUCCGCAAACGCGAACACUCCCCUACAACCAGAUAGAUUCGCUUCCCCG